Messenger RNA from Cuscuta campestris, 683 nucleotides. NCBI's taxonomy places the organism in Eukaryota, Viridiplantae, Streptophyta, Magnoliopsida, Solanales, Convolvulaceae. The record is from the annotation of a GenBank genome assembly.
AGUUCACAUAUAAUUCGAAGCAUUUCUUAGAAUGGCAAAGGGGAGAAUGAAAAUUUUGUCAUUACUAUGUGUUUACUUUGUUUCAACUUUAGCGAUCGCUAGAAAUGUGAGGGAUGAUAAUGAAAAGACAGGGUUGAUUGGUAAGGGCGCUAGAAUUGGAGGUGGAGUUGGAGGCGGCAUCAGCGGUGGUAUUGGUGGAGGUGUUGGUGGUAGAUUUGGUGGUGGAGCCGGAGGUGCCGGAGGUGGAGUUGGCGGUGGAUCCGGAGGUGGAGUUGGCGGUGGAGCUGGAGGUGGUGUAGGUGCGGGAGUUGGUGGUGGAGUUGGAGGUGGUUUUGGUGGAGGUGGAGGUCAUGGUGGUGGUGCAGGUGUUGGGGGAGGAGCUGGUGGUGGUGUUGGUGUUGGUGGAGGAUUCGGAAAAGGUGUAGGAUUUGGAGGGGGAAUAGGGGCUGGCGGAGGUGGUGGCGCUAGAGGCAGUGUUGGGGGAGGGGUUGGAAAAAGUGGCGGAACACACCAUCACUAAUAUGUUUUAAUGUGUGACUUACAUUUAUAUCAUUUCAUCAAAAGAUUUCUCAACUAUGUAUUACACUAAUUACACAUUGAGGAUGCGCAUGACCUCGAGUAAUUGCUAAAGCUUACAUAAUUGUUGCUCUUAAUGGAAUAAAACCAAAGCUUAUUGUUAUUGU